UGCGUGUUGCCAGUCUUCUUUUUUGGAUUUGGUUUCCUCUCCAUUUCAGCACAGCCGGAGCUGAUAGAGCCGGAUCUGGUAGGCCUUCUGGCACCGACCUCCCUGGGGAUCAUCUUCAGGGGAUCUUCUAUUGGAGUUGUACUGUGCACGGGAAGGAUCUACUUUCUUCCUACCUUACUAGGGGUUCAUGGCCUAAACAAAUUAAUAUUUUUAUGAGGCACCUUGCACCAGAGAUGGGCCAGGACCAAACCAAGCAGCAGAUAGAGAAGGGCCUGAAGUUGUACCAGUCUAAUCAGACUGACAAAGCCCUGCAUGUGUGGACAAAGGUGCUGGAAAAGACGUCGGAUCCUGGAGGGAAGUUUCGAGUGUUGGGGUGUUUGAUCACAGCUCACUCAGAAAUGGGGAAAUACAAAGACAUGCUCAAGUAUGCCCUUGAUCAGAUCGACACAGCCAGAGAAAUGGAGGACCCAGACUACCUGACCGAAGGCUACCUGAACUUGGCGCGCAGCAACGAGAAGCUGUGCGACUUCCAGAAAACUGUCUCUUACUGUAAGACCUGCUUAAACAUGCAGGGGACCACCGUGAGCCUGCAGCUCAAUGGCCAGGUGUGCCUGAGCAUGGGCAACGCCUACCUGGGCCUCAGCGUCUUCCAGAAAGCGCUGGAGAGCUACGAGAAGGCCCUACGCUACGCACACAACAACGACGACAAGAUGCUGGAGUGCAGAGUCUGCUGCAGUCUAGGAAAUAUCUAUGUUCAGCUGAAGGACUAUGAGAAAGCCCUGUUCUUCCCCUGCAAGGCUGCCGAGCUCGUCAAUGAUUACGGCCAAAGCUGGAGCCUGAAGUAUCGAGCCAUGAGCCAGUACCACAUGUCUGUGGCCUACAGGAAACUGGAGCGCCUUCCCGAUGCCAUGGAGUGCUGCGAGGAAUCUAUGAAGAUUGCGCUGCAGCACGGUGACCGACCACUGCAAGCUUUGUGCUUACUAAACUUUGCAGAUAUACACCGCUGCAGGCAUGACGUUGAUAAAGCGUUCCCUCGUUACGAGUCUUCACUGGGUAUAAUGACUGAGAUUGGAAACCGUCUUGGACAAGUGCACAUCUAUCUGGGAGUUGCAAAGUGUUGGAUUUUGCAGAAAGAAUUUGACAAGGCACUCGAGUCUUUGCAGCGAGCACAGGAACUUGCAGAUGGGAUGGGAAAUAAACUGUGCACUCUGAAGGUUCACUGUCUGCGUGAAGGCAUCUGCCGAAGCCUCAAGCAGCAGGAUGAAGUCAGGGAGGAGGUGGUGAAGUUCCUGCAGUGCGUCGAGGAGCUGGAGCUUUACUGCGGCAUGUGUGGAGAGUCCAUCGGGGACAGGGACCAAAAGCUGCAGGCAUUACCCUGUUCCCACAUUUUCCAUCUCAAGUGUCUGCAGACAAAUGGGACGAAGGGUUGUCCGAAGUGUUUUAAGUCCUCCAUUAAACCCGGGUUUGUGUGAUUGCACAGCUGGGAUGGUGUGUUGGAUCCACAGAAGCAGCACGAUGCCUCACAGGCUCCUGACUGACGUGAGAAAAGCAGGCAGCCUCAGGACGUGCUGAAAUUCAUGUAGGAGCAGCAAUUUACUGCUCUGCACAACAGGAUGCUAACCGGAGCGCCCUGGAUCGGGGCUCACUAACUCUGAUCGGAGCAUCCGUGUCAUUUAGGCAUCAGCCUGACGCCGUCGGUGAAGACGAUGCACAACUAAGAGUGUAAAGUUUCAAGAUAAGCUGAAGAAUCUUCAUUGUUGAGGACUGGAGCUCUGUUGCAGCAUUUACACAACUGGACUGUAGCAGCAACACGUUAGCUUGUUGUAAUCAUGAUCAGAAUUGUUUAGUAAAACUGAAAUUACUUCGUCUUUGGAAAAAUAUUUUGGUGAGAUCUCGGAAAUCUUAGACUCGACGUGUUUUUUUGAACGGCAAUAUUUUUUUAAGAGAACAUUUAAUUCUAUGUUUCACAACAGUCGAGCCAUUUCUGACUUGUAGGAGUUUCACACAAACGAACGACUGUAACUUUGUACAUAUUUUUCUCAUAUUCCUUUCUUUAAAAAGUUGAUUUAUUUGAAAUCUUUUAUAAAAAUAAACUCUUAAUCAUUGAAAAUCAAGGAUGUCUUUACCAAACAGGUUCAUGCAGCUGUUCUUCUUCUUCUUCUUCAUUGAUAAAGGUGAGGGCGCAGGAUCAACAUGCAUCGGACAUUUGACCAAUCAGUUAACAUAUCUUUAGCAGAGAUGGGACAGAUUCUGUACGUUUUCUUGUAAAACAUUUAUUUUUUUAUGACCGGUUGCAUUGAGGGUCAUGAAACAAAUCUGGGCUUUUAUAUCAGUGAGUGGCUGCAUGUUUUAUUUAGGAUGCCAAGCAACAAUGUAAAAAGUAGACGUCAAUUUAUUUAUUUCAAAUUUAUUAUAGCUUUUCUUAAUAUUCAAUGAGUUUUACAGUUAUUAUUCCAUUCAAAUUAU
Molecule: messenger RNA, 2466 nt
Organism: Nematolebias whitei (Rio pearlfish)
Lineage: Eukaryota; Metazoa; Chordata; Actinopteri; Cyprinodontiformes; Rivulidae
Gene: rapsn
Product: receptor-associated protein of the synapse, 43kD
Exons: 8
Coding region: 213-1472 (419 amino acids)
Biological process (GO): chemical synaptic transmission
Cellular component (GO): synapse
Molecular function (GO): protein-membrane adaptor activity; acetylcholine receptor binding
Source: RefSeq, a predicted model, not a curated record